Molecule: messenger RNA, 3720 nt
Organism: Gigantopelta aegis
Lineage: Eukaryota; Metazoa; Mollusca; Gastropoda; Neomphalida; Peltospiridae
Product: collagen alpha-1(I) chain-like
Source: RefSeq, a predicted model, not a curated record
AUGGAAUACCUGGGUCCUCCUGGACCAGCUGGUGGAGAAAAAGUCGGAGCCAAAGGUGAACAAGGAUUUCCUGAAUUAAUGGUAGAGAAAGGCACGACGUGGACACGUGGAGAAAGUGGAGUACAAGGACCUCUGGAUUUUCUGGAACACCUGGAGAACAAGGAGAAAAAAGGACUACCAGGAAAUCCUGGACCACCUGGACAACGAGGAGAAAGAGGAUUACCAGGAGUUCCUGGUAGAAAUGGCAAUUAGGGAAUACCUGGCUCUCCUGGAGAACAAGGAGAAAAAGGACUACCAGGAAAUCCUGGACCACCUGGACAACGAGGAGAAAGAGGACUACCAGGAAAUCCCGGAUCACCUGGAUUACCAGGAAAACGUGGAAAAACUGGAUAUGGAGUCCCUGGACUCCCAGGAGAACCUGGGACUCAAUGGAAACACGGACAACGAGGAGAAAGAGGAUUACCAGGAUAUCCUGGCAAUGAUGGAAUACCUGGACAACCCGGAGUAAAAGGAUCUCAAGGAGCACCUGGACCACAAGGAUCACAUGGCCCUCAAGGAGCACCUGGACCACAAGGAUCACAUGGCCCUCAGGGAUCAAAAGGGGCAACAGGAAACCCUGGUAAUACAGGUCUUCAAGGACCAUCAGGGCUACCUGGAACACCUGGACCUCCUGGAAAAGAUGGUAUUCCUGGCCACAGGAGAUGUUGGAAUGCACGGACAACCUGGAGUAAAGGAUCUCAAGGAGCACCUGGACCAACAGGACUACCUGGAACAGUUGGAUCUCCUGGUAGAAAUGGUAUUCCUGGCCCUGAAGGACACAAAGGGCCUCCUGGCCCACAAGGACCAAGAGGAUAUGCUGGAAUGCCCGGAUACCCUGGAGUAAAAGGGUCUCAAGGAGCACCUGGACCACCAGGAUUACAUGGUCCUCAGGGAUCAAGAGGGAAAAUAGGAAAACCAGGAAUUCCAGGUACUCCAGGACAAAAAAUGGGUGUGUUGUCUAUACCAGGUGGGGAAGAAUAUCCUGUCCUAAAACUACAGGAACACAAAAAACUUUAUACUGGAAAGUUGCUGGAAAUCAUUAUAGCCAUACUGGAGGUGGAGCUAACUACAUAUGUCUACCUGAUCAACCUGAACGUGAUGGACGUGAUGGAAUACCUGGUCCUCCUGGACCAGCUGGUGGAGAAAAAAGGAGCCAAAGGUGAACAAGGAUUUCCUGGAAUUAAUGGUAGAGAAGGCAGACGUGGACAACGUGGAGAAAGUGGAGUACAAGGACAACCUGGAGAAAGUGAUGGAAUACCUGGUCCUCCUGGACCAGCUGGUGGAGAAAAAGGAGCCAAAGGUGAACAGGGACCUCCUGGAAUAAAAGGGCCUCAUGGAAGUGUUGGUGAUCCUGGACCUCCUGGAAAUGAUGGUGGAGAUGGCAAUCCUGGAGUACCUGGACCACCAGGAGAUCUUGGAACACCUGGACAACGAGGCCACAAGUGACGACCAGGAACACAUGGACAACAUGGACCACCAGGAGAUCUUGGAGCACCUGGACCACCAGAAAUCCUGGAGCACCCUGGACCCACUGGAACAGUUGGACCACCAGGAGAUCUUGGAGCACCUGGACCACCAGGAGAUCCUGGACCACCUGGAUAUAAUGGUAGAGAUGGCAAUAAUGGAGUACCUGGUCUUGGAGAACAAGGAGUACCUGGACCUCCUGGAAAGGAUGGGAAAAAUGGAAAUCCUGGGCCACCUGGACAACAAGGAGUAUCUGGACCUCCUGGAAAGGAUGGCAAAGAUGGAAAUCCUGGGCCACCUGGAGCACCCUGGACAACCAGGCCAUCUGGACUACCUGGACCCACUGGACGACCAGGGCCACCUGGACCACAACCAGGAGGCCACCUGGACAAACAAGGAGUACCUGGACCUCCUGGAAAGGAUGGCGAAGAUGGAAAUCCUGGGCCACCUGGACAACCAGGGCAUCUGGACUACCUGGGACCACAUGGACGACUAGGGCUACCUGGACAACAAGGAGUACCUGGACCUGCUGGUUUUCCAGGACCAAAAAAUGGGGUGUGGUCUAUACCAGAUGGGGACGAAUAUUCUGUCCUAAAACUACAGGAACACAAAAACUUUAUACCUGGGAAAGUUACGGGAAUCAUUAUAGUCACACUGGAGGUGGAGCUAACUACAUCUGUCUACCUGAUCAGCCUGAUACAAGGACGUGAUGGGCGUGAUGGAAUGCCUGGUCUCCUCCUGGACCAGCUGUCCACCUGGAAAGAUGGUAUCAAUGCAGGUCCACCUGGGAAAGAUGGUAUCAAUGGUAAAGAUGGAGUGAAAGGAGACAAAGGAGAACAAGGACUACAAGGACCUCCUGGACCAAGAAAUGGGGGUGUGGUCUUUACAAGAUGGGGAAGAUUUGCUUGUCCAAAUACAACAGAACACAACUGCUCUAUACGGGGAAAGCUGCUGGUGACCACUAGUCGAUAUAAGAGAUGUCGUUCUUCUACAGAUACCACUACAAACACACCUUACAUUCAAAUAGUACAAGGAUGUGAUGGAAUGCCUGGGCUUCCUGGAAUAGCAGGUCCACCUGGGAAAGAUGGUAUCAAUGGCAAAGAUGGAGUGAAAGGAGACAAAGGAGAACAAGGACCAAAGGGACCUCCUGGACCAAGAAAUGGGGGUGUUGGUCUUUAUAAGAUGGGGGAAGAUUUUGCUUGUCCAAAUACAACAGGAACACAAAUCCUCUAUAAGGGGAAACCUGCUGGGAGUCAUUGGACUCACACUGGAGGUGGAGCUAAUUACAUUUGUUUACCAGAUGAACCUGAGUUUCUUUCUUACGUCAGUGGUGACACUAGUCGAGAUAAGAGAUGUAUCUCUACUACAAAUGUCACUACAAACACACCUUAUAUUCAAAUAUUACAAGGACGUGAUGGACGUGAUGGAAUGCCUGGUCCUCCUGGACCAGCUGGUCCACAUGGGAAAGAUGGCACCAACGGUAGAGAUGGAGUGAAAGGAGACAAAGGAGAACAAGGACCUCCUGGACCAAGAAAUGGGGGUGUGGUCUUUACAAGAUGGGAAGAUUUGCUUGUCCAAAUACAACAGGAACACAAAUGCUCUAUAAGGGAAAGCUGCUGGAGUCACUGGAGUCACACUGGAGGUGGAGCUAAUUACAUUUGUUUACCAGAUGAACCUGAGUUUCUUCUAUAUGUCAGUGGUGCAUCUGAUCACCAGUCAUUUAUCUAUGGAGCAGAAUAUCAAAUUCAUUCAAGUCCUUCUAACCAUCUACAAGAUCAUAAUGUUCCUUGUGUUGUCUAUAUUACUAAAACACACUCAUAUUCAAAUAGUACAGGAUGUGAUGGAAUACCUGGUCCUCCUGGACCAGCUGGUUCACAUGGGAAAGAUAGUAUCAAUGGUAAAGAUGGAAUAAAAGGAGACAAAGGAGAACAAGGACUGCAAGGAGAUCCUGGACUAAGAAAUGGGAACAAUACAAAAAAUCAUCUGUCCAACAACAUGGACUACAGGAUACCAAGGCUACCUUAUGACAGAACGAUACACUCACAAACGAAAUUCUCUGUCUAUGAAUGUGUCGAUAAAAAUGCUGUGGGUAUUCCUGGGAGUGAAGCUGACAAUAAUGGAGCUGUGUUCAAUUAUGUACAAGCUAAAUGUAGUAAUGGCCUCUGUCCUCCCUAUGAUAAAUCCAAGGAACUCGCCUGUGUGGUGUGUACCAAGUAA